Messenger RNA from Hypomesus transpacificus, 2227 nucleotides. Its product is annotated as arrestin red cell-like. Gene Ontology annotation, molecular function: angiotensin receptor binding. The transcript has 6 exons. Lineage: Eukaryota; Metazoa; Chordata; Actinopteri; Osmeriformes; Osmeridae. The record is from RefSeq and is a predicted model, not a curated record. The annotation marks the transcript as partial. Gene Ontology annotation, biological process: G protein-coupled receptor internalization; positive regulation of ERK1 and ERK2 cascade; signal transduction. Gene Ontology annotation, cellular component: cytoplasm.
UUGUGCAGGUGACAGAGGUGAUCCUCCACUCCUCUGACGCCUACAGCAAAGCUGUAGGGCACGCCUCCGACCGUUUACCCCCCCCCCCCCUCCCCUCCCCCAGUGACCAGGUGUCCCCCAGCUCGACGUUCUGUAAGGUGUACACCCUCACCCCCACGCUGACCAACAACAGGGAGAAGAGAGGGCUGGCCCUGGACGGCAAGCUGAAGCAUGAGGACACCAACCUGGCCUCCUCCACCAUAGUGAAAGACGUGUCUAAUAAGGAGGUCCUGGGAAUUCUGGUGUCCUACAGAGUCAAGGUCAAACUGGUGGUGUCCCGUGGAGGGGAUGUCUCUGUGGAGCUGCCCUUCGUUCUGAUGCACCCCAAACCCUCGGACCAACCCCCCUCCAGGCCACAGUCAGCUGUUCCAGAAUCAGAUGCCCCAGUGGACACCAACCUGAUAGAGUUUGAGACCAAUAAUUUCUCUCAGGAUGAUGAUUUUGUGUUUGAGGACUUUGCCCGUCUGCGGCUGAAGGGAAUGAAGGAUGACAAGGAUGAGGAUGACCACUUCUGCUAGCUCUCGCUCUCCCUCCCCCAAGACCAGACACCCAACCUGGGCUUGAGGGGCUAAGAGUGUCCGUGGUCUCAACGGCCUACCGCACAUCUCUGUUCUCUCAUCCCUCUUCUUCUCUUCCUCUACUCCCUCCCUCCCCCUCCCUCCUCAUCUCAUGUCCUCAUUUCUUCUCAUCUCUUCUCCUCUCUCCUCUCUCUCCUCCUCUCCUCUCAUCCUCUCCUCUCAUCCUCUCCUCUCUCCUCUCUUCCUCUCCUCUGAUCCUCUCCUCUCAUCCUCUCUUCUCUCUUCCUCUCCUCUCAUCCUCUCCUCUCAUUCUCUCUUCUCUUCCUCUCCUCUCCCUACUCCUCUCUCUCCCUGCCUUCUUUCCCUAAACCCAGGGUGAGAAACAGAUGAAACAGAGAACAAAUGAAUGAAAGAGAAUGAAAAAAGAAAGUGAAAGCGGGGCAGAAGGGAAGGGAGAGAUGGAGAGAUCUGGGGGAAAGAGCCGUCCAACAUCGUUAGGUAUAUAUUCCAUGUUUGGAUCCGUAGAUUCAGGGUUGAUUGUGUGUGUGUGGUCUCAGUGGAGGUGGAGCAGAUGUCGGCUAUGAUGUCAGAACCAUGUUAAAUCUCUCUCUCUCUGCACAACUACUUAUAGGGAACACGAGCAUAGGGUUUAUGCAAUUAUUAUUGUCGUCAUGUUUUUCCUUCUUGAUUAAUGAUGAUUGAUUUGACGAUGGCACUUCUCCCGUAGACCAACACACACACACACACACACAUACACGACUACCUUAUCUAUUAUGUUGUUUAUCUAUUACGGUGUGAAUAGUGACUGUGUCAAUGAAGUACAGUUGUGUUUAGAUACUAUCUUACAGGCAGGGGCGUGUUUCCAUGAACGAGACGCGUGUGUCAGUGGGCUUGCAGCAUGGCGUUGUGGGCUUGUAGAAGGACAGGAUGGACGUGGGUGUACGCACACACACGCUAAUGCCAGGGGAUGGAGCUGUGUGUCAUGGCGCCACCUGGUGUCAGGUAGAGGAAGUGCUGCUCUGUGUGUUGGGUUCAGGGAUAGGACUACUGUAUAUUUGAUGUAGAAGUCGCGAAAUAUAUUGGAUUGUAAGCACAGAUCUGGGGUCAGGUGAGAUGGGAUCCUAGGUCGGUCUGUAAAAGGCAUAGUUUGGUUCUUUGUCUCUCCUACUAUAAGUCUUAUAUAGUUUGGUCUUAUAUAGAGUUAUUUUCCUCUUUGUAAAGUCUAUAAAGAGACACAGAUCUUAGGACAAGAAGCAGGUAGGAGGACGGAAAACAAAUAUAUAUAUAUAUAUUAUUUUUGUUGUUAUAUUUUCCAGAGAUAUACUUAAUUCAAAUGUUACCGUUACUUGUCCUUUUAUGGGUGAAAAACAACAUAGUUGUAUUUUGCGUGGUAAUAAUCAGGUGAUGAUGAUGAGGAUGAAGAUCCUGCUGUAGGCUCGUCUGCUGUAGAGGUGCUGCCACUCAGUCAUGGACGCGGGAAGCCAGUCUUAAUACACAGCUCUCGCUCCAGUCCGUUAAACGAAAGGAAUAGGCCAAACUUACAGGAGGGAAGAUCUGAAUCCAUUUCAGACUGUCGCUUGGCUUGGACUUUCAGAUCGGUUGUCAACUGGUUUAGUCUGAUUUACUAGUUUUUUUUUUCUUUUUCUGUUGGUUCGUUGGGGCACACAGAA